Messenger RNA from Ceratina calcarata, 637 nucleotides. It is a transcript of the gene Dpm3, whose product is annotated as Dolichyl-phosphate mannosyltransferase subunit 3. The record is from RefSeq and is a predicted model, not a curated record. The coding region runs from base 32 to 319 and encodes 95 amino acids. Lineage: Eukaryota; Metazoa; Arthropoda; Insecta; Hymenoptera; Apidae. Gene Ontology annotation, cellular component: dolichol-phosphate-mannose synthase complex; endoplasmic reticulum membrane. The transcript has 2 exons. Gene Ontology annotation, biological process: GPI anchor biosynthetic process.
UUCAAUAAAAACGAUAUAUCUUAAAUUUCAGAUGACUAAACUAUUGGAGUGGCUCUUAUUUGCUACUUUAUUCUUUAGCAUAUGGAUCACUGCAAUUACAGAAAGCAUUAAUUUGUCUUUUAUUAUAGAAUUAAAAAGAGUCAUCCUUCUUCUUCCACUCAUUGUUGUAUUGUUAUUUGGUCUGUAUUCAGCUAUCAUCAUUUUAUAUAGAGUUUUCACGUUCAAUAAUUGUGAAAACGCUGCUGUAGAAUUACAAGAACAAAUAGAGGAAGCUAAGAGAGAUCUCCAAAGCAAAGGUGUAAUUCUAAGGAGCAAAUGAAUCGAUAUGUUCCUAUAUAAUUUAAGUUGUAUAUUGCAAUAUGACGAAUUCCUUUAUGUCGAUUAUAUUUGUACAUACUUUUGAUAACGGAUAGUAAAAAAAUUAUAAACAGCAUAAAAAGCGUUCGUCUCUUGAUAAUGAAGAGUGUAACAUCAUAACAUCUUUUUAAUCGUACAUAUACUCGCAUAGCAAACGGGGAAACAAGCGUGUUUGUUUGCGUAUAGACUUAUCGUUUUUAUUUAUUAAAUAUGCAAUUUUUGUAGUUGUAUUACUUGUUCUACAUCGUGUUAUGUUUCUAAUAAAAUUUUAAUAUCAGUA